Mucor velutinosus is the source of this 549-nucleotide messenger RNA. RefSeq lists its product as uncharacterized. Gene Ontology annotation, biological process: vesicle-mediated transport; intracellular protein transport. Gene Ontology annotation, cellular component: Golgi apparatus; cytoplasm. The record is from RefSeq and is a predicted model, not a curated record. Bases 1 to 549 code for a protein of 182 amino acids. The transcript has 5 exons. Gene Ontology annotation, molecular function: GTP binding; GTPase activity. NCBI's taxonomy places the organism in Eukaryota, Fungi, Mucoromycota, Mucoromycetes, Mucorales, Mucoraceae.
AUGGGUGCACUUUUCAGCAGUCUUUUCAGCAAACUUUGGGGAGAAAAGGAAGUUCGUAUCUUGAUUUUAGGUCUUGAUGGUGCAGGCAAAACCACCAUCCUCUACAGACUGCAGAUUGGAGAAGUCGUGUCUACUAUUCCCACUAUUGGCUUCAAUGUUGAAACUGUUACUUACAAGAACAUCAAAUUCCAAGUGUGGGAUUUAGGCGGACAAACCAGUAUAAGACCUUAUUGGAGAUGUUAUUAUUCUAAUACCGAUGCAGUCAUCUACGUCGUCGACAGUGUGGAUAAGGAUCGUAUGCAAACAUCAAGGGAAGAAUUGCAUGCCAUGUUGGAAGAGGAGGAAUUAAAGGAUGCCGCCCUUUUGGUUUUUGCAAAUAAGCAGGAUAUGGAGGGUGCUUUAUCCGCUGCAGAAGUUGCCGAUGCACUCGGUUUGUCGACCUUGAAGAACAGACAAUAUUCCAUCUACAGAACCAGUGCAUUGAAGGACGAAGGUUUAACAGAAGGUUUAGAUUGGCUUGUCAACAUCAUUCAAGAAAACAAGAAAUAG